This is a messenger RNA of Cebus imitator (Panamanian white-faced capuchin), 1855 nucleotides long. RefSeq lists its product as uncharacterized. NCBI's taxonomy places the organism in Eukaryota, Metazoa, Chordata, Mammalia, Primates, Cebidae. The transcript has 5 exons. The record is from RefSeq and is a predicted model, not a curated record. The coding region runs from base 3 to 1124 and encodes 373 amino acids.
ACAUGGAGAGUGGAGCAGGAAAGCACUGGACUAAGGAGGAGGUUAAAGCUUUGCUAAGUGUCUGGGCAGAAAAAAAUAUACGAAAACAACUUUAUGGAACACUAAGAAAUAAAGGAAUAUUUAUUUAUAUUGCUAAAAGGCUGCAAUCAUUAGGAGUACACAGAGAUUGGAAACAGUGCCGGGCUAAGUACAAAAAUCUCAAAUAUGAAUAUAGAACAGUUAAAUAUGCCCAUAAAUCUGGAGACAGCUCUAAAACUAUGAAGUUCUUCCAUGAUUUGGAUGCAAUCCUGCAAUAUGAACCUACCACACAAUUUACAGAGGAAGAUGCAAAUGGCAGGUGCCUGGAAACGCUCAGCCCAAGUACAGCCCCAGAGACCACUGAAGGUAUCUCUACAUCAGUAUUGGAACCCUCUAAUAACACGACUUUUAUCCCAACUGUAGCAAAUGAAGGAGGAAAGCACUGGACUGUGUCAGAAGUCAGGGCUCUAAUAGACAUCUGGUCUGAUAAAAGCAUACAACGACAACUAGAGGGAACAGUGAGAAAUAAAAGGAUAUUUGAACAAAUUGCUGGCAAGCUUCAGAAAUUUGGAAUAGAGAGAGACUGGAAGCAAUGCAGAACAAAGUACAAAAACCUAAAACAUGAAUACAAGAUUGUAAGAACAGCACAGGACCUAGGCAUGACUAAGAGUAUGAAAUUUUUUACUGAGUUGGAUGCCAUUCUGGGACACAAUAAAACAGAAAAGUCACGAGGCCAGGAAUCCCAAGAUGGAGAACCUGUCACAGAAUGUGCCAACAUAAAAAUGGGAGAGGACCAGACAGCCAUUGCUGGAGAUGUAGCUGAAGGUGAUUCGGUCAGUAAUAAGUCAGAAGACAUAGGAGAUACAGAUACAAAACAAAGUCCUGACACAGAAUUAUUUGAAGGUCAUAACAAAAGCCAAGGAACUUUGAGCUUCAAGAGAAAAGCGCAUGAAGAUGAAACAGUGUCUCUAUCUCUUAAGAAAAGUACUCCUGAGAUCAUUACAAAUCAGUUUCCUCAAAGCAUAAUAACAGAACCAAAAGAUUCUACAGAACGUUUCUGCAGACAGGAAACCCAACUUCAUCAGGUAAAUCUUAUAAAUUUUUAGAAGUAGUAUGAAAAUGUUUGUCAUUGUAAGGUUCAAAUCCUAACCCAGAGAAGUGAUAAUUCACUGAAGGGAAGGGUAUGCUUAUCACAAAAUGAAUUAAGGAGAAAGGCUAACUAGGUGAUUCAUGGGAUAAAUCUAAGGAAUCUUCAAAUAUGUCCAGGCCAUUCUAGUCUCCAUAAAAUGUGACUGUGUUUUAAAAAUGAAUAUGUUUACUCUAAGAAGGGAUGUCUGGUUUGUUCAGAACUCUGCAAACUACUGAGAUGAUGUUUUCAGGACCAAAACAGCAUGUGAUUAUGUGAAUCUGGCAUGAACAUACCCACAACACAUGCAUGUAUAGUUUACAGCUAAAAGGACAUUUGAAAAUUCCCCUUCAGAAAGCAAAGCUACAGAAUAACUCUGAAGAUAGCCAGAAUUACUAAAAAGGGGUAGUACAUCUGGAUGAAUCCAUCUCGGUUAAAUAUCCAGUGCAUGGCUGUUUACUAAUUGAUACUCUAUUUUUAUAUGAAAUAGGUAAUAUACCUUCCAGUUAUUCUGUUAACUCCAGGACUAAAUAUUUUAGAUUAGAUUAUGCCCAAGACAAAAAACUGAACCAAAAACAAAGCAAAAGUAGUAGAAAUCUCACCUUCUAGAUUCCAUCUUCUUAAAGAUAAAGUUGCCCAGGCAUGGUGGCUCACGCCUGUAAUCCUAGCACUUUAGGAGGCUGAGGUGGGUGGAUCACUUAGGCCAGGAGU